UACUUUGUUGAUUUUUUGAUUUGCACAUGCUAAAAUUAGUCUCUUCUAAAAUUAAUUACAUCCGCAGAAACCGUUUACGAAACUACGGAUAUUUUUUAAUUACUUCACCUAAAAAUGAUGACUGUGCGUUUGCAUGUUAUCGACAAGGCGUAGACGAACGUACACAAUAUUUAUCUUUCAUAUUUUUCCCGUGAAUUAACGAUUUCCUUGCAACGUUAUCUCUGGGAAAUCAUUAUUUAUGUUGCAAAUAGACGGUUUAACGAAAAGCUCGAUUAUUUUCAACGUUUUUAACAAAUAUUAAAGCUUGUUAAAGUUACGCGCAGUGUUGUCGUCCAUCCGCUGAUUUACUUCAGUUUCUUAUGGAGUGUUGUGCCGUGUGUACGUAUGUGAUCUCAUGAUGGCUGCCCCUUUGACACAAGAACAAGAAAAUGCAACGAAAGAAUUCAUCGAAAGAGUGAACGCUAAAUUUAAGAGAAACGGCUGUACAACCUCCUGGUCUACUGCAGUACUUUUUUUGUACGCCCGAAAAUUUGACGUGAACAGGGCUGUAGCCUUGUACGAACAGCACGAAGCCACUAGACAGCGCGAAGGCCUAAACAAAUUCGACCCCCACAAAGAACCCCUUCACAGCGAGCUACUCACUGGAAAAUUCACAGUUUUGCCUAAAAGAGAUGCAAACGACGCAGCUAUAGCAGUGUUUACAGCCCACAAACAUAUACCGGCCUCUAGCAGUCACCAAACUACCCUUCAGGGGGUUGUAUAUCAGUUGGACGUUGCCCUACAGAACCCUUUGACACAGAAAUCCGGGAUAGUUUUUAUAUACGACAUGUCUAACUCAAAAUACUCCAAUUUUGACUAUGAUCUGUCACAGAAGAUCUUGACAUUAUUAAAGGGCGGCUACCCGGCCAAACUGAAAAAAGUCCUCAUCGUGACCGCGCCUCUCUGGUUCAAGGCCCCCUUCAAGAUCCUGCGCCUGUUCGUGCGCGAAAAACUGCGCGAACGCGUCUACACCGUCUCGGCCGCCCAACUCCUAGCUCACAUCCCUCGCGACUCCCUGCCCGCCCGUUUGGGCGGCUCCCUCGUCCUGGACCACGAUGGCUGGCUGGACCAGUGCCUGCUGGCCUCGAUGAACGGAGGGCUCACCGAUGGCCACCGCACGCCGCUGUCGACGUCGCCCCAGAAAAAGGUCGCCCAGGGCGGCGAGGUCGAGGGUGCAGGAGAUACCUGGUCGUCGGAGGAGGGUAACUUGAACCCGCCGUCCAGCGCGUCGAGUGGGUUCAGUGAUGACGAUUCGUUGCACGGCGACGGCGCGGCAUUGAGUAUGUCUCAGCUGGUGGACUAUGUGAGGGAGAGGGGGAGGUCGGGUUUGGUGCAGGAGUAUGCGGAGAUCAGAUCCAGGCCGCCGGAUGGGAGUUUUAACGUGGCGAAACUUAGGCCGAAUCUAGCUAAAAACAGGUAUACAGACGUACUGUGCUACGACCACAGCCGUGUAAUACUCUCCGAACUCGACGGGGACAGAGAUAGCGACUACAUCCACGCCAACUUCGUGGACGGUUACAAGCAAAGAAACGCCUUCAUCAAUACACAGGGUCCUCUCCCAAGGACGACGGUUGAUUUCUGGAGGAUGGUGUGGGAACAACACACGCUAGUGAUAGUGAUGACCACCAGGGCCAUGGAGAGGGGGAGGCCCAAGUGUCACCAGUACUGGGAGAGCGAGGAGGGAGGAGAGACGGUUUAUGGUCACUUCGGAGUGAAAACUUUGGCUGUGGAAACGGAUCCGGAUUAUACGGUGACGACGAUAGGUCUAACUAAUAUGAAGACGGACGAAACCAGGGAGGUGUCCCACUGGCAAUUCACCUCCUGGCCCGACUACGGCGUCCCCUCGUCCGCCAAGGCCAUGCUCGAGUUCCUCGACAGGGUGCGCCGUCAGCAAGCCAGCAUGGUCAGCGCACUCGAAGACACGUGGGCGGGGCACCCUCGAGGUCCUCCCAUCGUAGUCCACUGCAGCGCCGGUAUUGGCCGAACAGGCACGUUCUGUACGCUGGACAUCUGCAUUUCGAGGUUAGAAGAUAUCGGCACUGUGGACGUUAGAGGUACGGUGGAAAGGAUCAGGUCGCAGAGAGCGUACUCGAUCCAGAUGCCUGAUCAGUAUAUUUUCUGUCAUUUGGCGUUGAUCGAGUAUGCGCUGUCGAAAGGACAUCUGCAGUCUGUGGACUUGACGGGGUUUGAUCAGGGUGCUGAGGAAGAGUCUGAUUGAGGUUAG
Molecule: messenger RNA, 2263 nt
Organism: Sitophilus oryzae (rice weevil)
Lineage: Eukaryota; Metazoa; Arthropoda; Insecta; Coleoptera; Curculionidae
Product: tyrosine-protein phosphatase non-receptor type 9-like
Exons: 6
Coding region: 395-2257 (620 amino acids)
Biological process (GO): protein dephosphorylation
Molecular function (GO): protein tyrosine phosphatase activity
Source: RefSeq, a predicted model, not a curated record